CGCUCCCUCCGGUCGGAGGCCCGGGGGCUGAAAUGGUGGCGGGGAUGAACGGUCCCGGGGCCCUCAGCAGCGGGGGGCCUGGAGAGCAUUGGGGCUGAAAUACCGGGGCUGGCAGGCACACGGAGCGGUGGGUCAGCGCUGGUUCUGUCCCCGCUCGCAGCCUCCUUACGAUGAGCGGCAGGGUCCCCGCGGGGCUGGAGGGCAGGGUCCGGACGGCGCUGCGGGACGUCUUCGGCUUCGAAGCCUUCAAGACUGCACUACAAGAAAGCGCGACCAUGACUGUGGCGAGAGGAGAGAAGGAUGUGUUUGUGUGCAUGCCCACAGGGGCAGGGAAAUCCCUCUGCUAUCAGCUUCCUGCGGUUCUGGCAGUGGGCAUCACCAUUGUCAUUUCACCUCUGAUUGCCCUGAUCCAGGAUCAAGUGGAUCACUUACUGGCUCUGAAGAUUAAAGCCUACUCUCUGAACUCCAAGCUUUCUGCCCAGGAAAAGAAGACCAUCCUGGCUGACUUAGCCAGUGAAAGGCCCCAGGUGAAGCUCCUCUACCUCACCCCAGAGAUGGCAGCUGCCUCUUCCUUCCAGCCUGUACUGAACUCUCUGGUGUCUCGACGCCUCUUGUCCUACCUGAUAAUUGAUGAAGCGCACUGUGUCUCCCAGUGGGGACACGAUUUCCGACCGGACUACCUGCGGCUGGGCACUCUGCGCACUCGCAUACCCAAUACACCAUGCGUCGCCCUGACUGCCACUGCCACCAAGCAGGUUCAGGAGGACAUUGUGGCAGCGCUUAAGCUGAAGCAGCCACUCUCCACAUUUAAGACUCCUUGCUUCAGAUCUAACCUGUUCUAUGAUGUGCAAUUCAAAGAGCUCUUGACUGAUCCGUAUGCCAGCCUGAAGGAUUUCUGUCUGAAGGCGCUUGAGGUGAAGAACACCACUGGGGUGUAUUCGGGCUGUGGCAUCGUGUACUGCCGGACGAGGGACGUGUGUGACCAGCUGGCUAUUGAACUGAGCUACCGAGGAGUGAAAGCAAAGGCCUACCAUGCAGGACUCAAGGCAGCUGACAGAACUUCAGUCCAGAAUGAAUGGAUGGAGGAGAAGAUCCCUGUUAUUGUUGCAACCAUUAGUUUUGGGAUGGGAGUCGACAAAGCAAAUGUAAGAUUUGUUGCCCAUUGGAAUAUCGCCAAGUCCAUGGCUGGAUAUUACCAAGAGUCUGGCAGAGCUGGGAGAGAUGGGAAUCCAUCCUGCUGCCGCCUUUAUUACUCGAGGAAUGACCGGGAUCAAGUCAGCUUCCUGAUUAAGAAGGAGCUCUCUAACCUGCAGGAAAAAAAAGGCACCUUGAAGGAAUCUGAUAAAGCUGCAGUGACAGCUUUUGAUGCUAUUGUGAACUUCUGUGAAGAGCUAGGGUGCCGGCAUGCUGCCAUAGCAAGGUACUUUGGCGAUGCCACCCCACCUUGUAACAAGCGCUGCGAUUACUGCAAGAACCCAGGGGCAGUGAGGAGGCAACUGGAGACUCUGGAGCACUGCAGCAGCAGCUGGAGCAAAACAUCCAUUGGGCCUGCUGGUUCCUCCUGGGACAGCUACGACCCCGAGCUGUACGAAGGUGGGAGGAAAGGCUGCAGAGGUUUUAGCAGUUAUGAUGAAGAAAGCCGUGGGAAUGGGGAUGAAGCCAAUGAAGAGAGUCGGAAACGGGAGUGGAACAACUUCUACAGAAAGCAGAUGAGUCUGCGCAAAGGCAAAGAACCAGAAAAGGAAGAUUUUGUUCCUCCAAGUGCAGACUGCCCCUUGAAGGAUGCCAGCAGCAGGAGGAUCUCCAAGCUCACAGUGAAGGGACGGGAACACUGCUUGAAGAUGCUGGAAGAGGCUUUGAGCACCAAUCAAAAGGUUCCAGCAGCAGGAGGAAAAGGGUCAGACCCUCUUGCCUGCGCUGUGGAUCUGGAGCACGAAGCUUUCCGAAUGAGUAAAAUGGCCAACUCGUACAAGGCUUCUGUGCUAAAGAAGGUGGCAGAAAUCAACAAAGCCUCAAAACAGGGAGAGUUGUUCUCAGUCUUUGGGUCUGGAGUUGGUGUCAACAGCCGCUUGGAAACAAAACCCGGGUCUGCAGCAGAAGAGGAUUUCCUCCCUGCAUCCCAGGUUUACUCAUUCAAACCCAAGCGUGUGGGAGCAGGAUUUCCAAAGAAAUCCAGCUUGUUCCAGACAGCUUCGGAAAUGCUGAAGAUCCAGGAGGAGAGCGAUGCAAAGUGUGUAAAAAAAGAAGUAGAUUGUCCUAACGAGCAAGAUAACGGCAACUGCAGUCUGGAAUUGGACACCAGAAACCCUGAUUUCCAGAAGAAAGAAAUGGCAACCAAUGCAGUGUGUGAACGUGCUGGGGUGGAAGUGCUCCUUCCCGAAAAAAGGAGACGGCAACCCAGUCCAGACCCAAAAGCUGCCCUCUGGGAUAGCCCUACUAAGAAAUUCAAACCUAGCAAGAAGCAGCAAAUGCUCGCAGAAGCAGCCAAAAAAGAAUCACAAGAUAUUUCCAAGUUCUUCUCUCUCUCCAAAGGUCAGUCUAAAGCCAAAAGCUGCAGCUCAGCAGAAAAGGAUGUCUGCUCUGCAGGCACACUACCUCAGGUUUCUUCUCAAAGCGUGUGUCAAGAGAAAUCACUACCUCAGGAGAACCAAGGUGUCUCUGGAGAAGGCGUGGCUGCACAGUCCCAGGAAGGGAAUGAAGAGCUGGGUGAAACAGGAGUAACACUUACUGAGAGGGUGGAGGAUCUCAAGACCCAGCAGGCUGUUGAACCCAGACUCCUUCAGGAAGAAAUGGAUAUAAAAUCCAGUGCUGCUGAAAGUGUGGUAGAAGCUGUGGUAACUGUUGUUGGGCAAGGAGAACAUGGGAAGCAACCAGGAUCAGAUGAGGAUAUGGAAAGUCCUGCAACAAAGCGGAGAGUGGCAAUAUCUUCUAUUCUGUCCCACCCAGAAACCAAAAAUGUUGGUCCAACAAAGAAGAAGGUGACUUUUGAUCCAAACUUAGCACAGCAUCAUAAAGAAGGAACCAGCAAGCCUGUACAGCCAGCGACCAAAGGCGUGUCCCUCAAAGAGACAGCAGACAUUGUGGUCAAGUACUUGACCCCAUUCUACAAGGGUGGCAAAUUUGCUUCCAAGGAGCUGUUCAAGGGCUUUGCUCGGCACCUGUCUCACUUGCUGGCUAAGGAGAACCCGGCCUCCAGGAACGGAGGAAGCACAGAGACUCAUCAAGGAGUUUUUCAAGUCGAGGGCCAGGUGUGACAGUGAGGCAGACUGGCAGGACCUGCAGAGCUCAGGAAGCUGAUCCCUGCAUCAUGUUGUCUGUCUUCCUCCAGCACUGGGACCAAGGAAUCCUGAAGAACUCAAACAUGGAGUGUUUGGUGACGCUGCAGCAGUGAGUGUUCUUUUCCCACUUCAUUUUGCUCACUUCUGUCCUGUGUGACACACGCUUUAGGAACCACUUUCUGUGAGCUCAAGGAGUUUCUCCUGUACCGAGCGUCCUGAAGCUCUCAGUACCUCUUGGCGAGAGGUGUGAGGUUUGUGCCUGCUGUGUGCGUUGGAGGCCGCUGCCUCACAAGCUCUGCAGCGUCUCCAACCUCUGCUCCCACAGGGCAGAGUGUCUGGGAGGGGCUUUGUGGCUGGGGCUCCGCUUUGGGAGGGCAUCUCGCUGCCUACAUGGCUCCUUCUCUCACUGCCCCAUCUCCUGGUUCCUAUCUCAGUGUUAUCAAUAAAGCCCUACACUACAAGUUCCUGUGCUUUGCUCAGGGCUGCCAGUGAUGGACAGUCCCUGCAUGGAACACUUUCCUUUGAACGGAAGGAGGGGAGCAUUUUGUUUUUACCAUGCAGGCCAUGCCUACUUUCCAAAGGUGAGAAAGUCGAAUUCUUUUUUCUUUUAAUCUUAACUUUUUUUGUCUUUGUCUGGUUCUGCCUGCCCUGUAACUGAAGCCGUGAUGCUUUUUCAGUAUGAACCUCUCCAACAGUGGCACCAAGGUUGCCAACACUUCUCCAGCAUUUGCUUGUAACCCCUAAAGCCAUAUUUCCUGCCUGUGCCUCACCCACAGUCUGCAAUAAAGAGGGUGAUGCUGCUUUUACAGCUGUGAAGGUACCGCUGUGGCCCUCACGUUGAUGCUGUGGUGCCUCUGCUGCUAUAUUUAUAUAAGGACCUGCACAGUAGGGGGUCAGAUGGUGUGAGAUAACCCGAUUCCCUGGCACAGGUCCUUUCUGUUGUGUUUUUCUUAGGUUCUUGCCUGGUGGCCUCAGGCACUAGAGCUGCCAGAGGAAUCCGCAGCCUGAGAGGCCACCAAACAGGCUUUUUUGUCACUGUACUGAACAGAUGUGUUGGUUCAAAUGUACCAAAGGGUAUGUGGGAGCUGACAAUAAAAGUGUGGUAGCUGCUUUGGAUGCUUCUGGAUGCUUUUCCUUGCCAGUCAUACAGGGUAGUCUAGGACAUGUUAAGACUCCAUCACUGUUAACACAGACAAGAAAGCUCAUUUCUCAGCUGAACAGGCAGUUAAUUAAUAAAUGCAAACCUGGCAUGGGAGGGGAGGAAAGCAAAGCAUGGCCAGCAGACACCACCAGGCAGGACCAGGAGAACCUGGAAAUGUUUAACUCAGAAAUCCCUUCUGUCCUCAGCUACUCUGCUCCCUGAAGGACAAAGGGCUUUUACAAGAAGCCUUUUAGACAAUAGAAGUUAUUUUUCAGCUGGUGGCUUCUAUUUUACCUUCCCUUUAAAAAAAAUCUUUUUUAUCAGCCACCAAAGUGGCAUUGCCCAGAGCCACCUGGAGCUCCGCGCUUCUGGAGUUCAGCUGCUGCUGGGGCAGCUUCCCAGAAAUGCUUUGUUUAUCCUGUAAAGCGGAGUGAAGGCGUGGGGUUGUGUGACAAAGGGCUUUGUCACAGUGUGGGGCUUUUCUAAUCCGAUGGGCUAUGCUUCUGUGUAAGGCAGCAAAAGCUUGGAGACAGACAGUGGGAACAAGGAGAAGGAGAUCUGCAGAAGCCUCUGUUCCUUCUUUUCCUGUCGCCGUGCUGUGUCACCCAGCCUUGCGUCACCUGAAGGGGAGGAUGGGACAUGCUUCAGCUGAGACUCGAUGGGCGGGCCGGUGCUGUGGUUCCUGCUGGAACCGCUCCCUGGCCAGAAGCUGCUGGCACGUCAGGGCUUGCCCUGAGCCCCCCUUGCUCCUGGCCCCUUCCCAGCAAGCAGUGAUGGCCUCUUCCACACGCGUUGCUAGGGCCUGCGGGUCGGUGCCCGCACUGGAUGUGAAGCAGUGUCUGUCACGUCACAGCUCCAGAACAUCAUUGGGAUUGUUUUAUUGCAGUCUCCUGAGGUGCAGGUAUUUUUAGUCCAGUAGGACAGCUGUAGCAGUAAAAUAUUAAGUGUUUUUGUACAACCUGGAACCUUGUGCCCUGCGAUACGGGUUCCACUGGAAC
This is a messenger RNA of Cuculus canorus (common cuckoo), 5417 nucleotides long. RefSeq names its product RecQ like helicase 5 (gene RECQL5). Lineage: Eukaryota; Metazoa; Chordata; Aves; Cuculiformes; Cuculidae. The transcript is spliced from 19 exons. The coding region runs from base 171 to 3254 and encodes 1027 amino acids. Gene Ontology annotation, cellular component: chromosome; cytoplasm. Gene Ontology annotation, biological process: double-strand break repair via homologous recombination. Gene Ontology annotation, molecular function: four-way junction helicase activity; 3'-5' DNA helicase activity; nucleic acid binding. The record is from RefSeq and is a predicted model, not a curated record.